CCUCUCUCUCUCUCUCUCUCUCUUUAUUUUCUUUGUUUUCCAUAUAAAUAUCUCCAUGAAACACUCGACCGUAAUUGUCGCACACCGUCGACGUGUAAUAACCGAACGUAACGGGGCUCGGUUUGAUUCCUGUCGCCCGGUAAUACACUGUACCGGAAGCCACAUGAUUUUUUUUUUGCCACAUUAAAACGGGAGACACCUUUUUUUUCUUUUCUUUUCUUUCUUUUUUUUCCCCCCCGGGAUGUUAAAUCUGAUCGUCGGGACAGUUUUUUUUAAAAAUUAUUAUUCAUAAGCACUCCUUCACCGUCUCGCCGUUGUCCUAAAGCAGACAGUCUCACCGUGUGCGCGAGCUCAGACUCCAGAGCGGAAACAGACGAUCGCGACCGUGUUGAAACUCUCCCACCUCUCCGUUUACAAGAGGAAGUGCCAACGCCGAACUCGGAUCAGUACCCCGUCGUCGGGUUUCACUGCUUAAAUCAAACUGCAUGCUGGGACGGCGCAAAUGUUGAGCUGGACCCUCCUGAGCAGACCGCCUCUGUUCAUUUUUGUCCCUGUGUGGUUCCAGCCGGCUGGUUCACCAAUGCCUCGAUGGAAAACCUUCUUCAGUCAGUACUUGCGAUGGUCCAACACCGUCACUCAAGCCCUCGUCCUGGCCGUCGUCACGUUCUGCGUCGUUCUGCCUCUGUGUAGCCAUCGGCUGCUUUACUCGUACUUCUUCAUCAAGUCCAUGUACCUGGACUCCAUGAGCGAGGAGGUCCUACGGGAGAGCCUUGACCGGGGCCAGGACGCCCUCCGCUUCUGGCAGAGCGCCUCUACCGCGUCGGCGUUGUCUUCCAGAUUCGCCGACGUCGCCCAGCAUCCUGAGCUGCUGGUUGUCGUGGUGACGGCCAGGCGCAACGAAGGGCGGGACUUCCACUACCUGCUCCAGGUGAUGAGUCAGCUGAGCGGCGCCCUGGGAGGCUGCGGGGAGCGGCGGUGCGCGGAGGUUUUGGUCUGCGACGUGGAAAGCGGUUCGCAGGAAAACCAGGACGCCAAGCUGCUGGAGGAUCACUUCAGGGUGAUCCGGCCCUCGCCUCGGGAGCAGCAGCAGAGGAACAGGGAACGAGUCAACAUCUUCGAGCAGGAGAAGAGGGAUUACGUCUUUUGCAUCCGCAAGGGAUGGGAGCUGGUGAAGCCCAAAAACAUGGUGGUCCUGGAGGACGAUGCUUUGCCGAAGCAGGACUUCUUCAAAGUCGUGAAGGACCUCCUGUCGCGGCGGUUCUCCCUCCGGACUCUCUACAUAAAGCUGUAUCACCCCGAAAGGCUGCAGCGCUACUGGAACCCAGAGCCUUACCGCAUCCUGGAGUGGGUGGGACUCGGGCUGGUCGCAGCGACGGCCCUCCUGCUCACCUUUCCUCACUGGAACCCUUGCUCUUUCUCCUUCACGCUGUCGGCCGGCCACCUCCUCUUCUUCACCGUCUACUUCAUGGCGGCCUCGGAGCUGCUGGGGCGGCACUACCUCCUGGAGGUGCGGAGACUUUCCCCGCAGCUCUACGCCGUCUCCCCGGCCACGGAGUGCUGCACCCCCGCCAUGCUCUUCCCCGGCAACUCCUCGCUCAGGGUGGCCGAGUAUCUGGACGGCUCCUUCUGCGUCCAGGGGAACGCCAAAGACAUGGUUCUGUAUCAGAUGGCGAGGACGAUACCCGGGGAGAGGUCUCACAGUGUGGAACCCAACCUCAUCACCCACAUCGGGGCCUAUUCCUCAGUCAGAGCCAACCCAUCCAGGCCCAAACUCCUCUGACAGUGAGGUAACUCUGCUCAACCAAGGCUGGAUUAAAUUAGGUUCCCCCUCACUUGGUUCCACUUUACUUUUCUAUCACGUCACAUGCUGGAGUCUUCCGACGGUUGAAGACAUCACUCAGAUUGUUGGUUUCGUGAUAAGACAUCAAUAUUAGGGAUGUACCAAUCUGACCUUUUUCAGUACCGAUACGGUUAGCGAUACCUGGGUUUUGGGUAUCGGCCAAUAACGAGAACCGAUCUGAUACCAGUGUUCAAUUAAUAAGCUGUAUGCCUCACUGUGUGGAAAUGACUGGGACCAUUCUUUUAUGUUUAAAUCAGGCUUAACUUAAACAUUGCUUUCCUAUUUUUUGUAAAACUAAAUGUUACAAAUAUAUAAAUAGGGAUAAAUGUGCUGAAUUCUUAUUUAUUAUAAAAAAUAAUCGAGAUCUUUAAAAUUUAAUGCAGCAUCAAAUAAGUCAAAACUUAAAUGGGAAUUAAAACAGAAUCAUAUAAUAUAGUAUUUAGACUAUGUAAAAACGAUGCAUUUGAAUAUAUUGGCCCCAUUGUGACCGAUACCCGGUCCAGCUAUUUGAGUAUCAGCCCGUUACCUGUACCGGUGCAUCCCUAAUGAAGAUGAAAGCAAGGCUACAUUUGGUUGAAAGAUAUUUUUGGAUGGUUUGAAAAUGUAUUAGUUGUGUUUUUCAGUUUUCCGUCUCCCGGAUGUCUGACUAACGCUUUUAUUUUAAUCAAUACAGCUUCAUUUUACUAAUUACGCGCGUGUAACGUAUUUGUAGCAGGAAGUUUGUUUACCCUCGAAAAAAAUUAUCCGAUGAGUUACAGACGUCGUUUUCCGAAUGAAACUCUACGGGGAACGUGUUCCACCGUUUGGCCACUAUUUAGGAUUCUUCUUCAAAGCCCAGUGCUCUUCCUGGGGGCUUGGCUCUCGUUAGCUAGCUAAUAAAGCUUGUCGUAGCUUUUAAAAAAAUGUUUUCUACUUAAGGACUCGUUUUUUUUAAAAGGUCUUUGAAAAGCACAUUAGAUUCAUGCAUUAUUAUUUGUUAUAAGGAGUGCUGGACGGUGUGGAAUAAAAUCCACAAAUCUAAGAAAAUUCAGGAUUGCGCUGCUAAGUGUUAGCAUAGCGUUUCGUUAACAGAAGAUUUAUUACAAUGCCGGUUUAGUAAAUAUCAACACUGACCAAUCUGUAUCACUGAAUGUGCCUUUCAUGUUUUUGGCUCUGACCAGUUGUAGAGGUUUCACUCCAUAACAGAAUAUUACCCACGAUUCAGCUCUGGAGGAAAUGACUCUAAAGUUGAUCAGUUGCAAUAUUUAUAUGCCUUUUUAAUGUGUACAUACUCAAAUAAAAUCAUGAAAUUAAUUGAACCUUGUAAAAAUUACAGGAACUAGCUGCCAACGUAAAACUGAAUAGGCCAAUGAGAGUACUCCAGUCUGCCAUUAAUUAAAUUAAAUUGCACCAGGAGCUCAAACUGGUUUCAUCCGCCUGAGAGUUUAAUUCUCAAAAUGAAAUGUUAGCCAUAUGAUAAAUGAGCAUGUCAAAUUAAAUUAGAAAAUAAAUAGUUAUAUUAUUUUUUUAGAAUAAAUAUAGAAAUAUAAAGUAAAUUAAUCUCAAGAAAAAUAUUUGUUGAAAAAGGCCUUACUUACAGUUCAUAUUUUGAUGAAAAUAUUCAGAUAAAUGAUCAGAGUAACUGCAUUUGAGCAUGUUAUUUAACGUUUAACAGUUUGCGGUUUCUUUUUCUGCAGAAGUUAUAUAAUGUACUGCUUAUUUGUAUUGAAAGUUGACAGCAUUAAUAUCUAAAAUGAAAACCAAUUUAAUUGAUUUGUUUGAUUGAAGCUUGAUUGUGGUUUUCUGUCCUUCAUUCACGAAACAUUUGACUUGAGUUUUGAAUGUUUUUCUCUUCAUUUUGUUUGAUGUUUGAUGUGAGAAUUCAUUUUAUUUCUUUUUUUGUUUGCCAUUUUUUCCAAGUCAAAUUAUUUUCCAAAAUUAGCCGACCAAAGAUUGAUUCAGAAUACGUCAUAUAUAUAAAUAAUAACAUUUCAAAAAGAAAUAAGAUGAAACAUGUCUGCCCUCUAAACCUGAAGGAUGAUGAUGCAAAUUAGAUCUUAUUUUCUGUUUUUGAGAUUACAUUUUGAUUUUGAUUUUAAUCUGUUUACACUGAGACUCUUUCACUGUUUGCUACAUUAAAAAAAAAAACAUAAAUCACUAUGUUUGAAGUCACUUGUCGUCGGGAAGUUUGUAUUCAUGCAGCGACGUCUGCUUGUCAACCAACCAGGAAGCAGGAGUGAAAAAACUAUGUUUGGUUCGACAGGUGACGCACUUUAUUGGUUUAACCACAUAAACAUCUCAUACAUGGGGGAAAAAAGGCUUCAAAUAUAUGUGGUCUCUGUCCAGCUGCUGCCAUUUACACUACACAUGGGGACAUUUAAGAACUGAACCCUGAUCAGAUCCUGCAGUUCGAGCAUGCAAAGGAUCCCCUCUCUCAAGCUGUCUGGCCUCAUACCGACGCUCCAUCCCUCCAACUGUGUUUCACAUCACAUACUCUCUCUUUUUUUUUUUACCUUUGAUACACUCUGCAGCUUCCCUGUCAAAGAAAGUACUGGUGCAUGCAGUGUGCAUUCAAUUGGAAGUUACUACUUCACAAUGCACCUUGGACUUUGACCCUCUCGCUCCAAUGUAAUAUAAUUGGGUGUGGGAACAGACCGAAAAAGCAAGCUGGUGCUCGCCUUACUGCAACAUGCGACCGCAUGCAGGACAACACACUGGUAUUUUUUUUGGCAUACUGUAUUUUACAUUCUGUGUAUUGGGACAUACUAAAUAUGUUGCUGAAUAGGUUCAUAGUAUGGGGAUCUGAACACACGGACCGAAUAUGAUGUGCAAGUUUCCUUUUUAUGGCUGCUUUUAUAACAGCUUUUAUCACAGUUUUUAUUACAGUUUUUAUAACAGCUUUUUUUAGCGGCUUUCGCGGUUAAUGGUUUAUUUGCUGCACUGAAUCAUUUUCAGUUUCGGUGAAGAUUCUUUCUAGCUUGAACAUAGUCAUUUUGUUACAAGUAAAAUUGCGUCGUCAUCCUUUUUCUUCUGUCGGAUGAACCAGUUGAACAAUCCCAUAAUAAUAAUGAAUUCUUCCGUCCUAACAGACAAACCAUUGAGUUGGUAACAGACCUGGAAUCAGACUGUCCGGAGGCAUUAUUUACGACUGCAAAGUAGUGCCAUAUUGAGUUAAAGAGAAUACAAUUACCGGAGGAAAAACUAAAUGUAAGUUUUUCGUGAGAUUUACAAUACUUUUUUUUUUUUUUUUUUACUUAUUUGCAAGAUCACAAAGCCAUGAAUUUAUGAGAAAGGUUUCUGGAUCAAUAGUGCAGUUGAAAACCGAGUAAUGCCAGCUGCUCCUAAGUGUUAUU
Molecule: messenger RNA, 5172 nt
Organism: Cyclopterus lumpus (lumpfish)
Lineage: Eukaryota; Metazoa; Chordata; Actinopteri; Perciformes; Cyclopteridae
Gene: pgap4
Product: post-GPI attachment to proteins GalNAc transferase 4
Exons: 2
Coding region: 503-1780 (425 amino acids)
Biological process (GO): GPI anchor biosynthetic process
Cellular component (GO): Golgi membrane
Molecular function (GO): glycosyltransferase activity
Source: RefSeq, a predicted model, not a curated record